Boleophthalmus pectinirostris (great blue-spotted mudskipper) is the source of this 3536-nucleotide messenger RNA. RefSeq names its product myogenesis regulating glycosidase (putative) (gene myorg). The transcript is spliced from 3 exons. The record is from RefSeq and is a predicted model, not a curated record. Bases 107 to 2164 code for a protein of 685 amino acids. Gene Ontology annotation, biological process: carbohydrate metabolic process; skeletal muscle fiber development. NCBI's taxonomy places the organism in Eukaryota, Metazoa, Chordata, Actinopteri, Gobiiformes, Gobiidae. Gene Ontology annotation, molecular function: hydrolase activity, hydrolyzing O-glycosyl compounds.
UUAGUCCUGGUCCGGUCCCUGGUUUAGUCCCUGGCUUAGUCCUGGUUCAGUCCCUGGUUUAGUCCCGGUCUCGGUCCCGGUCUCGGUCCCGGUCUCGGUCCCGAGCAUGUACCAGGUGGUCCCGGGGGGGGCGGGGGGCACUGACCUGGAUGCCCUCCCGAAGCAGCAGCACGCCCGCGCCUCUCGCCCGCUGGUCGGCGCCGGCGUCAUCGGGUUGUUCCUGGUGAUCGCCGCGGUAACGGCCUGGUGUUAUUACAUCGCGUCUCUGAGGAAGGCGGAGCUUCUGAAGACGCAGCUGCUCGACCUCAACAAGGACGGUUACAUCAUCCGAAACCAAGGGGGCGCCAUCGUCUUCAGGAUGCAGUUCAGGUCUGGGACUCUGGACUUGGACUCGUGUUCUAAGGAGGGUGAGAUCUUGAGCUGCAGUCGUACGACCGAUAACCGUCGCCUCUUCUUCUUCAUCGAGACGGUGCGGCCGAAGGACACGGUGCAGUGUUACCGCGUGCGCUGGGAGGAGACGGCGCCGCACGUGCCGGUGGAACACGCCAUGACGUACCGCCACGCCCACUGGUACGGCGGCGCCCUGUCCGCCACGCAGCACUGGCCCAUCGCCGUGUCCGGGCAGCAGCCGCCCAAGCCCUUCGUCACCAGCGACAUCUACUCCCACCGCCACAACUUCGGAGGGAUCCUGGAGAGUUAUUGGCUUUCUUCCAACGCUACGGCGAUUAAAAUCAACGGUUCCGUCCCGUUUCAUUUGGGCUGGAACGACACGGAGAAGACGAUGCUGUUUCAGGCUCGUUACAGCGACAGCCCGUUUCAGCCGGCGCCCAACGAGCCGCCCAUCGCCGAGCUGAGCUACCGCGUGUGCGUGGGCCUCGACGUCACCUCCAUCCACAAGUACAUGGUCCGACGGUACUUCAACAAACCCGGCAAAGUCCCCGCCAAAGCCAUGUUCCAGGACCCCAUCUGGUCCACGUGGGCCCUGCACAAGACCGACAUCGACCAGGAGAAGCUGCUCGCCUACGCCGCCGACAUCAAGAAACACAACUUCAACUGCAGCCACCUGGAGCUGGACGACCGCUACACCAAACGCUACGGCGAGUUCGAGUUCGACCCGGAGAAGUUCCCGAACGCCAGCGCCAUGUUCCAGAAGCUGAAGGCGGACGGGUUCCAGGUCUCGCUCUGGACGCACCCCUUCGUCAACUACGACUCCGCCAACUUCCACUCCUGCGUCCAGCGCGGGCUCUUCGUCCGCGAGCCGACGGGGCAGCUUCCCGCUCUGGUGAAGUGGUGGAACGGGAUCGGCGGGAUUCUGGACUUCACCAAUCACGAGGCGAGGGAGUGGUUUUCUCAGCAGCUCAAGUCUCUGCGCUCGCGGUACGGCGUCGUUUCGUUCAAAUUCGACGCCGGCGAAACGAGCUAUUUGCCGUGGAAGUUCAGCACCAAAGUUCCGAUCCGCGAUCCGAGUGUUUUCACCCGGCGCUACACGGAGAUGGUGAUUCCGUUCAACGACCGCGCCGAGCUGAGGAGCGGCUACCAGUCGCAGAACAUCUCCUGCUUCUUUCGUCCGAUAGAUCGCGAUUCCGUUUGGGGCUACGAACUCGGCCUGAAAUCGCUCAUCCCAACGGUUCUCACGAUUAGUAUCCUCGGCUAUCAGUUCAUCUUACCGGACAUGAUCGGCGGAAACGCGUACGUGAACCGCACCGACGGAGGACGCGCGUUACCGGACCGCGAGCUCUACAUCCGCUGGCUGGAGCUGUCCGCCUUCAUGCCGGCCAUGCAGUUUUCGAUCCCGCCGUGGGAGUACGGCGCCGACGUGGUCGAGAUCGCGCGUAAGUACACGGAGCUGCACCAGAGCAUCGUGGCGCCGCGCGUGCUGGAGCUGGCGAGCGAGGUGGUGGACACGGGCGACCCCAUCAUCAGGCCGCUGUGGUGGAUCGCCACGGGGGACGAGACGGCGUACAAGAUCGACUCGCAGUUCCUGAUCGGGGACGACCUGAUGGUGGCGCCGGUGCUGGAGCCGGGGAAACAGGAGCGGGACAUUUACCUGCCGGCCGGACGCUGGAGGAGCUACAAAGGAGAACGCUUCGACAUCAAGGAGCCGCUGCACCUGACGGACUAUCCCGUGGACCUGGACGAGAUCGCCUACUUCCUCUGGGUCUGACCAGAGUCUGACCCACACAUUUACGUACCGGGUUUUACGGACAAGUCGCACCAGCACAAAAACACUGAAUGAAGAAGAAGAAAACAUUUAUCAGGCCCAUUUUUAGAAGGAAAUUUAUUUAAAAAAAUCAGAGACUAAGGACAGACCCUCAUCAAACUACACCAAAAUGAUUUCAGUUUUUCUUUUUGGGGGCAUUUGUGUUCAGUCUUUCUCAGUCUCUUUAUAAGUCGAUAUUUAAUUUAACAUUUUCAAUUUAUAAAAAAAAAAAAUCAGAGACCAAGAACAGAUCCGCAUGAAGUCGCCGCCAUCAAACUCACAAACGCACAAAAACUGUUUCUGUCGUUUGUGCUGCUUUAGUUUUGACAAGAAUCGAUUAAUGAUUUUUUUUACAGAAAACCUCAAAAUGUUCUAAAACGACACAAAACGGAGUCAGUCGUUUGUGUUUUGUUUGUGAAAUGAUCUGAAGCUGUGGAAAAGUCUGUUUCAUUUUAUAAAAUAUGAAUCAAAUCCAGUUCCUUCAGACUGACACAGACUUUUCCACAGCCUCAAGUCGUUUCUCUUCACUCGUUUUGUGGACUUUUGUUAAAGUCUCUGUCGUCGGCUGAACCGAAACGACCGAAAUAUAAUUUACACCAAAAUAAACCCAAACGUUUGGUUUCAUUUUUCUGCUGUUUUGAGGCUGUUUCACAUUUUGAGUCGUCGGCCCAAAAUAAAACGUCUUACGUCUAACGUUCACAUCUUAAGAACCAGAAUCACAAAAACCACGAACGAAACACAAACAAAACACAAACGAUUGACUCAGUUUUGUGUCGUUUUAUUUCAUUUUGAAGUUUCCUGGAGCUGCUGAUCCCAGUUUGAUCUGUAAAAGAAUCGUUAAAAUCUACAAAACUGAAGUGGCACAAACCGAACUUUUUGAAACUGUCGUAGUUUUUGUGCAGGUUUGAGUUUGAUGGAGGCGACUUCAGACAUUUCCCGCGUAAAGUCAAGUUCUAGUAAGAAGAACAGAACAGAGAACGUCACGUAUGAACAGUUCUUCAGAAAGAUUCUUCACUAAAUCCGUUCAGUUCUUCAUCUUCGGUGUCACUUCUGAGCGACUCCGACACCUCGAGCUAAAUCGAGUUUUUAGCCCGACGAGCUUUUUGUGUUUUCUUCGUUUUCUUCCCUCAAGUUUCUCGCUCGUUCCAGAUUUUCUUUCUGCGGCUCGAUUCCCGUUUUCCCGUCGCUCGCAGCUCCUGAUUUUUUGGGGGACAUUUGUGUUGAGUCUUUCUCAGCGUCUUUACAAGUCGACGUUUAAUUUAACAUUUUCGGCGGGACAAGAGUACGGAGGCCGAGAGGAGAGGGUCACAACAAACGCACACGCCGCAACAAAUAC